Teleopsis dalmanni is the source of this 330-nucleotide messenger RNA. RefSeq lists its product as uncharacterized. The coding region runs from base 1 to 330 and encodes 109 amino acids. The transcript has a single exon. NCBI's taxonomy places the organism in Eukaryota, Metazoa, Arthropoda, Insecta, Diptera, Diopsidae. The record is from RefSeq and is a predicted model, not a curated record.
AUGUCACUUUUCAAGAAAGAAGUCGAUCGAUUGACAAAUGCGGGUAUUUGGAAACCUGUGAAGUUUUCCCAAUGGGCUUCGCCUAUUGUACUAGCGUCAAAAGCUGAUGGUUCCAUAAGAAUUUGUGGGGAUCUUAAACAAGCAGUCAAUGCGCAAAUUGACAUUGAACAAUAUAUUUUGCCCAUACAUGAAAGUCUUUUCCAUAAAAUUCAUUGCGGUCAACAUUUUACAAAAAUCGACCUUAAGGAUGCGUAUUUACAAAUGGAACUCGACGAUGAAGCCAAAACAAUAAUAGUUGUCAACACUCCGCUUGGAUUAUUCCAAUACUAA